Oppiella nova is the source of this 297-nucleotide messenger RNA. Lineage: Eukaryota; Metazoa; Arthropoda; Arachnida; Sarcoptiformes; Oppiidae. The record is from the annotation of a GenBank genome assembly.
AUGGUUCGAGAAAUAGCACGAUUGAAAGGCGAUGUGGCAAAGUUUGUUCCUCAAUGCGUUGUUGAAGCCUUCCAUCGUAAACAUCAACAAGAAUGUGUCGGGCAUUUUGAUCAGCCACAGUGUGCGCUUUUCUGUCCAGUCGACUGUAUUCCGCUCGAUCCGAACCAUGUAGAGAGCCAAGACGACUUGAUGGAAAAGAUACGCCCCGAAGUGAGCCAGACGAUCGCUGCUGUGGAGAUCUCCGUGAUUGAAGCAGGGGAGGAAAGUCCGGGCUUCAUAGGGCAAGGUGCCAGGUAA